UCUCUCUCUCUCUCUCUCUCUCUCUGUGUAUUUUGGAGUGCGAAUACAGUCGGCCACGACCCUGUUGCUUAUCAAACUCAUUAUCUCUCUCUCUCUUUAUAUAUCUGUUAAUUUUUUGCGGUUGCGCUGUCGUACCUUGCCGGCCAGGAGUGGAGGCGGCGACAUUUUGCCGGCACUAGUUCUACGGAGAAAUCGAACCCCAUUUGUCAAAGCUUUGAAUUGGCUCCACAAUUGUGGCGAUCUCAUUGAGGGGGGUGGUUUAAUUGAAUCCGGGGGGUUGCAAUUCGGCGGAGUCUUUGGGGAGUGGAACUUGAAGCGGGUUUUAUGGUAAUGUCUGGAGAGUUUUGGAGUUUGGGGAUUUUCUCUUUUUUCCAAUUGGGGUGGUUUUUUGCUAGAUGCAUUUAGAUUGAGGCGCCGGGAUUGAAUCAGGGGCUUAAUUUAGACGUUUCUUUGUCAAUUUUUUUUUCCUGAUCCGGCAUUGAUCGAAUUCAGGAAGAAUUGAAACGAACUGCUUGCUGGUGGAUCUGGGAUUAGGAGGGGGGAAGAUUGUGGUUCUCUUUUUUGUGUAAGAUGCAGUGGGGGAGAUCGAGAUGUGCAGGAUAGAGGGGAAUAAGUGGACAUUGAAGGGGUCGAUGGUGAUGGGAUUGAAGGCAUUGGGAGAGGGCAAAGUUGAGAAGCUGAAGAGUUCAAUGGUGUCGCCGAGGUCGAAGAUGAAGCUAUGGAUGAUCCGUGCAAUGACGUCGGUUUUGCUCUGGACUUGCAUCGUGCAGUUGACGGCCUUGGGGGAGACGUGGGGGCCGAGGGUUUUGAAGGGUUGGCCAUCUUGUUUCUCUCAGGAAUCUGCUUCAGUUGAUGCGUUCGGAAUCCCCAAUAAGCCAGUUCCAGUUCCUCCCAAAAUUGUGCUUCCUCCUAAGAGGGUCUAUAAGAACAAUGGUUAUCUAAUGGUCUCGUGCAAUGGAGGACUCAAUCAAAUGAGAGCUGCGAUUUGUGAUAUGGUUACAAUUGCAAGAUAUUUGAAUGUGACACUUAUUGUACCCGAAUUAGAUAAAACCUCCUUUUGGGCUGACCCCAGUGAAUUUCAGGACAUAUUUGAUGUGGAACAUUUCAUUACAUCAUUGAGAGACGAAGUGCGCAUAUUGAAGGAGUUGCCACCUAGGCUCAAGAAGAGAGUGGAACAGGGAAGGAUUUAUUCCAUGCCACCAAUUAGUUGGUCUGAUAUAUCUUACUACCAUAAUCAGGUCCUUCCUCUGAUUCAAAAAUAUAAAGUUGUGCAUCUAAAUAGAACUGAUGCUCGACUUGCCAACAAUGGUCAACCUAUGGAGAUUCAAAAACUGCGCUGCCGGGUAAACUUCAGUGCUCUGAGGUUCACUUCCCAAAUUGAGGAGUUGGGAAGAAAAGUUAUAAAGCUCCUAAGCCAGAAUGGUCCUUUUCUAGUUCUUCAUCUCAGAUAUGAAAUGGACAUGUUGGCAUUUUCUGGCUGUACUCAAGGCUGCAAUGAAGAAGAGGUUGAAGAAUUGACAAGAAUGAGAUAUGCUUAUCCAUGGUGGAAAGAAAAAAUAAUAAAUUCUGAGUUGAAAAGGAAAGAUGGUUUGUGUCCAUUAACGCCCGAGGAAACUGCACUUACACUGAGGGCACUGGAUAUUGAUCCCAAUAUCCAGAUUUAUAUUGCUGCUGGCGAAAUAUAUGGUGGCGAAAGGAGAAUGGCUGCUCUUUCAAAAGCUUUUCCGAAAGUGGUAAGAAAGGAGACUUUGUUGGAACCUUCAGAACUUAGGUUCUUCCAGAAUCAUUCAUCUCAGAUGGCAGCACUAGAUUAUCUUGUUUCUCUGGAGAGUGAUAUAUUCGUUCCUACGUAUGACGGAAACAUGGCUAAAGUCGUUGAAGGUCAUCGCAGAUAUCUCGGGUAUAAGAAGACAAUCUUAUUGGACAGAAGGCUACUUGUAGAUCUGAUAGAUCAAUACAACAGAGAAUUGCUUAGCUGGGAUGAAUUCUCAUCUGCAGUCAAAGAAGCUCAUGCCGCUCGUUGGGGGAACCCUACCAAGAGAUUGGUCAUUCCAGACAGGCCUAAAGAAGAAGAUUAUUUCUAUUCUAACCCUGAAGAGUGUCUGCAAUUGUCAGAGGAAGGAUUGAGUAGUACAUGAUUUACACAAAUAUGUGGAGUUGUGAUUACAUUUCCACCAUAGUUCUCCUCUCAGCUCUAGACAUUUUAACCAAAAGAGAUAUUUAAAUAGGGUUCCCCACAUGCAUUCUGGAAGUGUCGGAUUACUACAAGAGGUCAACUUCGAAAAAAUCCGAGAGAAUCUGUGGAGUCAGCUGGAGAACAUGUUUAAUUUUAUGCCAUAUGCAAUUCCUGUAUAGAAGAAGGAGCAAGCCUGCCAUUUGGAGAAGAAGAGAGCAGGUGAAGUUAGAUUGUACACAGAAGAAGAAGAAGAAGGCGCUAAUACAAACCGCGGUUCGGUGCAACCACUCCAUUCCAUGGAGGGAGAGUCAAUCCCAAAUCUUUCACUCUUUUUUUUCUCUUUUUUCCAAUUUUUUUGUUUCUUUUUUGGAUCGACCAUCGAUCAUGUGAUUUCGAUAUGUUAUGUCAUCAUAUACCACAAAUUACAGUAUAUUUUCACAGUUACUUUCUUCCCCUCCUGUUGAUGGCUUCAGUCUGUUAAUGGAAAGGGGCAAAGAGUAAGACAUAUGCACCUAUUUUUCCCGAUUCA
Momordica charantia (bitter melon) is the source of this 2705-nucleotide messenger RNA. Its product is annotated as rhamnogalacturonan I rhamnosyltransferase 1. Gene Ontology annotation, cellular component: cytoplasm. The record is from RefSeq and is a predicted model, not a curated record. Lineage: Eukaryota; Viridiplantae; Streptophyta; Magnoliopsida; Cucurbitales; Cucurbitaceae.